AGUUGCGAAACGUUGCUCGAGUCUCGGAGAUGGCACUGCAGCUGCAAAUUGAGAAGCUCAAAGGUUUGGACAACUACAAGGCCUGGUCGAUGACGGUGCGGGCGUAUCUGGAGUCGGAGGAACUCUGGACGGUGGUGGAGAAUGGUCCCGAGAACAACGAGGAGUCCCUGCUAAAGGACAAGCGGGCCAAGUUCUUGAUUCUCUGCCUGAUCGAGACCAAGUUGUGCCAAUUCAUGGUCAGCAUCCGCACGGCUCGGGAUCUGUGGAAUUACUUGCGCACCCAGCAUUCGCUGCGUUAAAGUAGAAAUCAAUAUAGAUCAGUUUCAGUCCAUUGUAUUACAAAUAUAUGAAUUACACUUC
Molecule: messenger RNA, 360 nt
Organism: Drosophila melanogaster (fruit fly)
Lineage: Eukaryota; Metazoa; Arthropoda; Insecta; Diptera; Drosophilidae
Exons: 2
Coding region: 30-299 (89 amino acids)
Source: RefSeq, marked reviewed